CUUCUCUGUCACUUAGAGGCUUUUGUUCGUCGUCGUCGUCUGUUUCGUUUUGGGUUCCAUUCAAGUAUCUAACGCCGGCGGCAGAGAACACACAAUUUUCUGUCUCAACCAUGAACAGGGUGCUUGCAAGGAAUCUUAGUAAAAAUGUCUGUGGGACAAGGGUUUUGCGGAGGACUUGUUCAACUGUUGUGACACAUGAAGUUUCUAGUUCUGGUUCUAAUGAGAGUAAUGCAAUAAGGAAUUCUACUGACGAUGGUCCACAACAUGACAUUGCUAUUGUUGGUGGUGGAAUGGUUGGAAUCGCUUUAGCUGCUUCUUUGGCAAGCAAGCCAUUGACAAAGCACUUGAAUGUUGCUAUUAUUGACAAUAAUCCUCUUUUGGGGAGAAAAAAUAUCAUAGAGAAAGGGCAUCCACCUGAUCCCAGAGUCAGUACAGUCACACCUGCAACAUUAUCCUUCCUCAAAGAUAUUGGUGCCUGGAAAUACAUUGAGGAACAGCGACAUGCGUAUUUUGAUAAGAUGCAGGUAUGGGACUAUACAGGACUUGGAUAUACAAGAUACAAUGCUAAUGAUGUACAUCAAGAUGUUUUGGGGUGUGUAGUGGAGAAUAAAGUUCUUCAGAGUUCUCAGCUAUCUUGUGUACAGGAAUCAGAUCUCCAGAAGACUGUUUACCCCGCAAGGUUAAACGCGAUGGAUAUGCUACCUAGCUCUUCGUUGACAGGUCUAGGUGAAGUACCAUCCUCAACAGACUUGUUCAUGCGAGGACGCCUUGCUAAGCUGGAGCUAAGCGAUGGAAAUCACGUCUAUGCAAAACUGGUGGUAGGCGCCGAUGGGUCUAAGUCGCGAGUGAGGGAGUUAGCAGGGAUCAAAACGACUGGAUGGAACUACUCACAAAACGCUAUAAUUUGUACUGUUGAGCAUACUGUUGAAAACUACACAGCAUGGCAACGGUUUUUACCCAAUGGCCCAAUCGCACUUCUUCCCAUUGGUGACAAGUUUAGCAACAUAGUAUGGACUAUGGACCCAAAAGAGGCAUCAGAUCGAAAAUUGAUGAACGAGGAUGACUUCAUCAAAGCUGUAAACGACGCUCUGGAUUCUGGAUAUGGUCCAAAUCCAGAGACUACAAGUUCACCGGAUAGUCUCUCUUGGCUUACAGGAGAUUCGACCAUAUCUGCCAAAGAGAGGUUUGAAACUCCUCCCAAGGUUGUGAAGCUUUCUUCAGAAAGAAUGAUGUUCCCUUUGUCUUUAAGGCACGCAAAAGACUAUGUGUCAAAGCGUGUGGCUCUUGUUGGUGACUCAGCUCAUACUGUUCACCCGUUGGCUGGUCAAGGAGUGAAUCUAGGAUUUGCAGAUGCAUGUGCUCUCUCCAAAGCUAUAUCAGAAGGCAUUGCUCUUGGUACCGAUAUAGGCGAGUCGAAUCUGCUCAAGCGAUAUGAAGCAGACAGAAAACCUGCAAAUAUAGCAAUGAUGGCGGUUUUAGACGGAAUCCAGAAGAUGUACUCGGUGAAUUUCGGCCCGCUGAAUGCUCUAAGAGCGGCUGCAUUCCACGGGGCUCACUACAUUUCGCCGCUUAAAAAGCGAAUCAUAUCUUAUGCUUCAGGAGAUCAAUCUUUGCCGCUGUUUUCUUGAAGAACACUAGGGAUUGAUUGCUUCGGUAUCAUCUCUUCUUUUGCCUUGUAGAAAUUUAAUGGUGACUGAAAACUGCUAUCGGAGCCCAUAUUUUAAAUAAGCCUGUUAUGUAAUGUAACCAUUGUAUUUAGAAUUUUAUGUUUUAGUCAAUAAAAUACUAAAAUCUUACAUUUUCUGAUAUCAA
Arabidopsis lyrata subsp. lyrata is the source of this 1812-nucleotide messenger RNA. Its product is annotated as ubiquinone biosynthesis monooxygenase COQ6, mitochondrial. The coding region runs from base 111 to 1628 and encodes 505 amino acids. Gene Ontology annotation, biological process: carotene biosynthetic process; ubiquinone biosynthetic process; xanthophyll biosynthetic process. The record is from RefSeq and is a predicted model, not a curated record. The transcript has 10 exons. Gene Ontology annotation, cellular component: mitochondrion. Gene Ontology annotation, molecular function: FAD binding; oxidoreductase activity, acting on paired donors, with incorporation or reduction of molecular oxygen, NAD(P)H as one donor, and incorporation of one atom of oxygen; 2-octaprenyl-6-methoxyphenol hydroxylase activity. Lineage: Eukaryota; Viridiplantae; Streptophyta; Magnoliopsida; Brassicales; Brassicaceae.